UCCUGAUAUAACAAUCCCUCACCACAAAAAGCUUGCAAGUUCAAAUCUCUUGCAAGUUAGGUUGAUCGAUCGAUCGACUCCACGAUGGUAUUAGAGCGGAGCGAAUUGAAGAAGAAGGUGUGCGUGAUCGGAGCCGGACCGUCGGGACUAGUAGCGGCAAGGGAGCUGAGGAAGGAAGGUCAUGUGGUGGUGGUUAUGGAGCAAAACCAUGAUGUGGGUGGACAAUGGUUAUAUGAGCCUAGUGUGGAAGGGGAGGACCCAUUGGGGAAUAACAAGUUUCUAAAGGUGCAUAGUAGUAUUUAUGCCUCUUUGAGGCUAACAUCGCCAAGGGAGAUAAUGGGAUUCACUGAUUUCCCAUUUUUGGUCAAGAAAGGUAGGGAUAUGAGGAGGUUUCCAGGCCACAAGGAGUUGUGGUUUUACCUUAGGGAUUUUUGUGAUUGGUUUGGGUUGAGGGAGUUGAUUAGGUUUAACACUAGGGUUGAGUAUGUGGGUAUGGUGGAUUCUAGGGAUUCUUGUGGAGAUUUCAAAUGGGUUGUUAGAAGUAAGUUGAAGGAUGAUAGUGAGGUGGUGGAAGAGGUGUUUGAUGCUGUGGUUGUGGCCUCUGGUCAUUAUUCUCAACCCAGAUUGCCCACAAUUAGAGGAAUGGAUUCAUGGAAGAGGAAGCAAAUGCACAGUCAUAUUUACAGGGUUCCAGAGCCAUUUCGCAAAGAGGUAGUUGUGAUAAUUGGGAAUUCACUAAGUGGACAAGAUAUAUCCAUGGAGCUUGUGGAAGUGGCAAAGGAAGUACAUCUUAGUGCCAAAUCCCUUGGCAUCUCUCAAGGUUUAUCUAAAGUCAUUUCCAAACAUGACAACUUGCAUCUUCAUCCUCAGGUAGAGUCUCUCCGAGAAGAUGGACGGGUUGUUUUCGUUGAUGGAUCAUGGGUUAUUGCAGACACAAUAUUGUAUUGCACAGGGUAUUCGUAUGGCUUCCCAUUCCUUGACACCAAAGGAAUAGUCGUUAUUGAUGAUGACAGAGUGGGACCUUUGUAUGAACACACCUUCCCUCCAUCACUAGCUCCCUCUCUAUCUUUUGUUGGCAUACCCAAAAAGAUCAUAGGGUUCCCUUUCUUUGAAUCACAAGCAAAAUGGAUUGCUCAACUGCUGUCUGGGAAGACAACAUUGCCAUCAUGGGAGGAAAUGAUGCAAUCCAUCAAGCAAUUUUACCAAUCUAGGGAUGAUUCUCAUGUUCCCAAGCACAAUACUCACGAUAUUGCAGAUUUCGAGUAUUGUGAUAUGUACGCAGACCAUAUAGGAUUCCCACACUUGGAGGAAUGGAGGAAAGAACUAUGCAUAUCAGCCCUGGUGAAUGCAGAUGCCAACUUGGAGAGCUAUCGCGAUUCAUAUGAUGAUCAACAAUUGCUUCAAGAAGCUCUUCAAAGCCCACAUUUUACUCAACCAAUCAUGUAAUUAAUUAAAAGGGCUGCCUACCCUACCUAUUCUCAUCAAUUCCAACUACAUACAUAUAUAUAUGCAUCCAUACCAUACAUGUGCGUGUAUAUAUAUAUAUAUGUAAGCUAGAGACACAGAGGCAUGUCUCUGCUUCCUAUUCAUAAUUUGGCUACCUUUAUUGUUAUUAUUAUUAUUAUUAUAAAUAAUUAUGAAUUUAUUUUAAACAAUUAUAUAUGUAUACAUGUAAGCUAGAGAC
This is a messenger RNA of Tripterygium wilfordii, 1684 nucleotides long. RefSeq names its product flavin-containing monooxygenase FMO GS-OX-like 9. NCBI's taxonomy places the organism in Eukaryota, Viridiplantae, Streptophyta, Magnoliopsida, Celastrales, Celastraceae. The transcript is spliced from 7 exons. The record is from RefSeq and is a predicted model, not a curated record. Gene Ontology annotation, molecular function: N,N-dimethylaniline monooxygenase activity; flavin adenine dinucleotide binding; NADP binding. The coding region runs from base 85 to 1446 and encodes 453 amino acids.